AUGGGUAGAAAAAUUGAGAUUAAGAAAAGUGAAGAAACAUCAAAGCGUCAAGUCACAUUUUCAAAGCGACGUAGUACUUUACUAAAGAAGGCGAAAGAGAUUGCAAUUUCUGGUGAUGUGGAUGUGUUGUUGGUCGCGUUCUCCACUGCUCAACGUCUUAGUAAAUUCUGUAGCAAAAAUAGAAUUGAAGACAUCCUUCAACGCUACAUUGAGCUUCCGAUUGCGAGAAAAUUUUCGAUUGAGGUUUCUUGCUUGAGUAUUGAAGAUGAAAACAAACUUAGGGACCUAGUAGAGGUACCAGGACCUCAUGAUGAGGAGCAAGUUGAAUUCCAGCUGGAGACUGUACAGAAAGUUGUUGCACACUUCCCGAUGGCGUUAGAAAGUGUGACUUUUCCAGCCGAUGGCAAAGGAGUUUAG
Molecule: messenger RNA, 417 nt
Organism: Solanum lycopersicum (tomato)
Lineage: Eukaryota; Viridiplantae; Streptophyta; Magnoliopsida; Solanales; Solanaceae
Product: agamous-like MADS-box protein AGL104
Biological process (GO): regulation of transcription by RNA polymerase II
Molecular function (GO): RNA polymerase II cis-regulatory region sequence-specific DNA binding; DNA-binding transcription factor activity, RNA polymerase II-specific; protein dimerization activity
Source: RefSeq, a predicted model, not a curated record